Wyeomyia smithii (pitcher-plant mosquito) is the source of this 1271-nucleotide messenger RNA. RefSeq lists its product as uncharacterized. The record is from RefSeq and is a predicted model, not a curated record. Gene Ontology annotation, molecular function: ligand-gated sodium channel activity. Bases 231 to 1043 code for a protein of 270 amino acids. Lineage: Eukaryota; Metazoa; Arthropoda; Insecta; Diptera; Culicidae. Gene Ontology annotation, biological process: sodium ion transmembrane transport. The transcript is spliced from 8 exons. Gene Ontology annotation, cellular component: membrane.
UGGCCAGCAGCAACGAUUCAACCCACCUCGAAUAUGCACUAGCGUUUAUCCAAGCACUGGUGAAUCUAACCGCACCGCGUUUCGAUACGUUAGCAUCGUUCGCAGCAACGGAGGACUUCCGUUUGGCAAAUGUUCAUAUACCGUCGUUGCUAGCCGAUGUGCAUCCGAAUCAUGAAGUUGUAUUGUAUAGUUUUAAUCGACCUCAGUAUAAUUUAGUGAGCAAACAGAUAAUGACAGAACGAGGCAUCUGUUACACAGUGAAUAGUGCAUUGAUGGAAAUUCAGGUUAACACCACCAAAAGUGAUAAUUUCAACGCAAGGAACCCGAUUAAAUGUUCUUUCAAUAAGUACCAAUGCUUUAUGAAAAUCGACAGCUACGACUCCUCGUUUUCGUAUGCAAUACAUUCUCCGUAUGAACUGACAACAAGUGAAACGAUAUUUCCGGUUGUGGGAAAUUUAGAUGGAUAUGUGGUAUCACAUAUAGUACAAGAAACGAUCGCAAAUGCCAAAUUACGAGAUUUAUCAAUUAAGCAACGAAACUGUAUAUUCUUCGACGAAGAAAUUGAAGGAAAUAAGUUUCAGAGCUACAAUAUAUGUGUGAUGCGUUGCCGAGCUAUCAGAUCUUACGACAGAUGUCGUUGUGUGCCUCACUUCUACCCCUUUCUAAAUGAAGGUCCUACCUGCACAUUAAACGGUUUACUCUGCUUAUCAAAGCAUCCUGAUUGGUAUGAUAAAAAGUUUUGCUACUGUCUGAAACCAUGCACUGAAGUGGUUUACGUUGCAGUUCAAACAAGCAAAAGUCAAUGGACUAACACAGAAGGAAUACCCUUCAAGCCAAAAUCAUCUCUUCGGUGGGAAGUUUUACAGCCCAAAACACAGUUCCGUCGAGAUGUUCUGUUCGGCUUUGAGGAUCUUCUUGUAUCAUUUGGUGGAUGCAUUUCGCUGUUCAUGGGCCAAAAUCUUGUCACAAUAGCACAAUUAUUUCAGUUUCUCCUAGCGACACUACUGGAUACAAUACUAAAAACAUUUCAAAAUUAUUCAUAAAGAUAUUCAAUUACUUGUAAACUAUAAAAUCGUUUACUGGGCCAAGAAAAAUUAACACUGGUCGAUAAAAUGAAAAAAAGUGCAAGUGCCAAAAGCUCAAAAAAUGAAAGAUUUUAGCUAUUCAACCAUUCCAAUAAAUUGUGGUGCCCAUAGCCAUUACCAAAAUGCGUCAAAUUACGUGAGAGUGUCGUUAAGAAAUUGCUCACCGGGUUCGUCGCUUUGACGUUA